Molecule: messenger RNA, 5805 nt
Organism: Nyctereutes procyonoides (raccoon dog)
Lineage: Eukaryota; Metazoa; Chordata; Mammalia; Carnivora; Canidae
Gene: CREG2
Product: cellular repressor of E1A stimulated genes 2
Exons: 4
Coding region: 4-870 (288 amino acids)
Source: RefSeq, a predicted model, not a curated record
AAGAUGUCCGUGCGCCGCCGGCCCGCGCGGCCCGCCGGCCGCCUCCCCUGGCUGCUGUGCUGCGGCGCCCUGCUGUCCCCGGCCGCCGGCUACGUGAUCGUGAGCUCCGUGUCCUGGGCCGUCACCAACGAGGUGGACGAGGAGCUGGACAGCGCCUCCACCGAGGACGCGCUGCCCGCGCUGCUGGAGGACUCGGGCAGCAUCUGGCAGCGCAGCUUCCCGGCCUCGGCGCACAAGGAGGACGCGCACCUGCCGCCCGCCGCCGCCGCCGCCGCCGCCGCCGCCGCCGCCUCCGCCCGCGCCAGGCCGCCCCCCGCGCCGCCGGGGAUGUUCUCCUACCGGCGCCAGGGCGGCCCGAGGCUGCGCCCCGGCACCGCCCGCUUCCUGGCCCACGCCAGCGCCUGGGGCUGUCUGGCCACCGUGUCCGCCCACGAGAAGAUCCCAGGACUGCCGUUUGGGAACUGCCUGCCCAUCAGCGACGGCCCCUUGGACAACAGCACUGGGAUUCCUUUCUUCUAUGUGACACCCAAGGACCCUGCAGUGGCCGAUCUGAUGAAGAACCCCAUGGCCUCCCUCCUGCUGCCAGAAUCAGAAGGAGAGUUCUGCAGAAAAAAUAUCGUUGACCCGGAAGACCCCCGAUGUGCCCGGUUGACGCUCACCGGCCAGAUGAUUGCAGUGCCUCCAGAAGAAGUAGAAUUUGCCAAGCAGGCCAUGUUUUCAAGACACCCCGUUAUGAGGAAGUGGCCUCGUCAGUAUGAGUGGUUCUUUAUGAAGAUGAGGAUAGAACAUGUCUGGCUUCAGAAAUGGUAUGGAGGAGUAUCUGACAUUUCGAGGGAUGAAUACUUCAGAGCAGUCCCAAGAAAGGCCUGAUGCAGUAAGAAGAAAGUCCUUGGGGUUUGCAGGAAAUGAAAACCUUUGAAGUCACGCUGCCAGACGGCGACUGAUCUGCUGUCUGUCUGGUUGCAGGCUUCACAGCCGCCCCGUCAUCAUCAUGGCAGAACGAGGGAGGGUGACCAGGGAACCCUGUGCCAGGCUGGAGAUUAGAGUGCUCGUUUGCAAACCCCCAGUUCCCACAGGCACUCACAUAUUUAGCCUCUGUAUCGUACUCAACCCAGUCUCACUGACUUGGGAAUCAUCGUUGGUUGUCAAAGUGACCUGUUGAGACAGUUGCUGUUCCAUUGCUUAGGACAAAAAAAAAAAAAAAAUGUGCAAUGUGAUUGCAUUGUAUUGUGAGCAUAUUUUCAUUGCUUGCUGUGCCCAAAGCAGUCUGGAUUUGAAGCUCACCGCAACCACAAAGGAACUAGAUAUGCCUCACAUGGCUACAGUCUUGUGUUUGGGGUGAGCACGCAGGGCUGCUUGUCUAUGGAACACUCAUCAUGCUACUUACUGGACUGCAGAUGCAUUAUGAAGUCACAUUUGCUAGAAUGUAUUAGGCACUUAGGAAGGCUUUGUCCCACUGUAACAUGACAAACUGCAUGAGAACACAGAGUCCUGCGUGCAGCCCCAUUCUGGUGAGCAGGCCUUGGUAAUUCAUUCUUGAGGCAGGACAGCUUCAGCACCAAACUCCCCAGAUCCCAACUGCUAAUGCUUCUGUCAGAUGGUUCCCUUCCCUUAGGCAUGAGGAGUGGCAUCCAAAAUAAGAAGCAUCUCAUUCUGUGGUGUGUAGAGAGGAGAAGGGCAUGGGGGAAGUAGAGAAGGAAGCAAGGACAAUAUACAAGAGGAGGAAUCCAGGAAGUCAGUAAUUGAAGGCACACUCCCUGCCCAGCCUUGGACCAGGCCCUUGGCAGGAUCAUCUCAUGUAAGCCUUACAACCAGUGAGAGUCAUAUCAUCAUUGCCACUUACAGACGAGAAAAUUGAGGCUCAGACAGGCUAAGUCAGCGUCCCAUGGUCUGACUCCAGAAGCUACUGCUUCUGGUGAAGUGGUACUUAGAUGAUUUCCAACCUUAAGAACAAGACAAGAGUGUUAUUGAAAUGCAGGGGUGGUCAUUGAAUCAGCAAAAUCAGUAAAGUGAGGAUUAACCUGUCUGUGGCUGAUUUGCCAUGGUUAACUAACAAAAUAACAAAAACAAAAACAAAAAAAAAGUCUCUGAAGUUUUAUUGUUACUACAGAUUAAAAUUUUCUACAAAUUAUAUGCAGGAGCUCCUGGUUUUGCAAGAAACUACGUAGUACCUGAGCACACAUCUAAGGCCUAUAGAGGGCCUAUGUGUAUACAUCCAAGACCUCUUACAUUGACCUCUAUAAAGAUCUAGUAGUACCCAGUUUUCUGUCUUUUUAUAAUGGCUAUGAACCCUCUUUGGUGGGUUAGGUAUGUUGUAUAACAUAAAAACACAAAACUAUAGGAAAUAUACACUUUUUAAAUAAGUAAAAUGUUAUUGAUGGUUAUACUUUUAUUUAAAAAAUUAAGACAUGAAUAGAGUUUGAGAUGUCAAAAUAUAUUUUAAGUGCCUAUUACUAAAAGCAUAGAAAGAUGCAUGGAAUUCUUUGUCAAAAGCCAAUUACUGAAAGGAUUCCUAACAAUAGCAAUUUCUAAUAUAUAAGAAUAAGGUAACUUUGAUGGUACUUUUUAUUUCCAAGUUAAAAAUUAUGGCUACCUUCAAUUUAGAGGUAAGAGGGGAAAACUGGAAGGAUAAACCACAUACUCCAUAAGUCAACCUCAUACCUUAAUUCUUUGAGCAUCACUACCUCCUAGUUCUGUCUUACGAAUAAUGUUCCUAUGCUAAGUUUGCUUUUAUAAGGAGGUUCCACUUAGCUCAUUAAUGGCCUCUCUGCUAGCUUCAAGAGGCUUUGCAGUUGUGGGUGCCAUUAAAAACCACUGCUGAAUGUUAUCAGUUAUUUAUCCAAAUUAUAGGGAAUGAAGUCUAAACAGGUUGGAUGAUAAGAGUGUUGAAGAUACAUCUGUUUGAGAAUGAUGGGCCCCAUCAGGACAGUAUGUUUCUGCAAAUCUCUGGAUAUUUACAUUGAUGAAAAUGUUAAAGGCUGUCCUGGAAGUUCCACACAUGGCAAUAAACAAGAAAAAAAAAUUAAAUGCAUAUGAUUGGAAAGAAAUAUCUCUGUUUACAAAUGACAGGAUUGUCUACAUAGCAAAUUCCAAAGAAUCUACUAAAAAAAAAAACAAAACAAAAUUUCCAGAACUAGUGGAUUCAACAAGGUUUCAGGAUACAAGAUCAGCACACAAAAUUUAAUCACAUUUCUAAACACUAACAAUGAACAAAGUGGAGACCAAAAUUAAAAGCACAAUGCCAUUUAUAAUAACUCCAAAGAAAUAAAUAGGUAUAAAUUUAUCAAAACAUGUACAAGAUCUAUAUGUUAAAAAUUAAAAGAUGUUAAUGAAAGAAAUCAAAGACCUAAAUAAAUGAAGAGAUAUACCAUGUUCAUGGAUUGGAAGACACAAAAUAGCAAGGAUGUCGGUUCUCUCCAGAUUUAGCUAUCGUUUAAUGCAAUUUCUGUCAAAAUCCCAGCAAAGUUUGUAGACAUAUUCAAGUUUAUUCCAGGAAUUCCAAGACAUAGGCCUUGGAAUAGCUAAAACAGUCUUGUAAAAGAAAAAUAAGUAGGAGAAAUCACUCUAUUCAAUAUAAAAAUUUAUAUGUAACUACAGUAAUCAAGACAGUAUGGCUUUUAUUGCUGGAGGCACAGAUACAUAGAUCAACAGAACAGAAUAGAAAAUCUGGAAAUAGACCCACACAAAUAUAUUCGGCUGGGUUUUAUAUAAAGAUGCAAAAGUAAUUCAAUGGAGGGAGGAUAGUCUUUUCAGCAAAUAUGUUAAAGCAAUGGGAUAUCCACAGGCAAAUAGAAACCUCAGCCUAAACCCCAUACCUUAUGUAAAAAUUAACUCAAAAUGGAUCAUACUUCUAAACAUAAAAUCUUAAACUAUAAAGAUAAUAAACAAUCCAUAAAGGAAAGUGUGAUAAAUGACUUCAUCAAAGUUUCAAACUUCUGCUCUGAAAAAGACCAUGUUAGAAGAAUGAAAAGACAGGCUACAGACUGAGAGAAAAUAUUUGCAAGUGUAUAUCUGACAAAUGACUAAUACCUAGAAAUAUAUAGAGAACUCACAAAACUCAAUAAUUUUUUUAAAAAAAUCCAAUUCAAAAAUGGAGAACAUAUACAAACAUUUCACUGAAGAGGAUAUACACAUGGCAAAUAAGACCAUGAAAAGAUAUUCAACAUCAUUGAUCAUUAGGGAAUUGCAAAUUAAAACCACAAUGAGAUACCACUAUGCACCUAUCAAAAUUCCUAACAUAUAGUAACAACACCAAGUAUUAGCAAGGAUACAAAGAAACUGGAUCAGUCAUACAUAGCUGGUGGGAACGUAAAAUGGAACAGCCACUCUGCAAAACCAUUUGGCAGUUUCCUAUAAAACUAAACAUGCAGCUGCCAUACCACUUAGCAAUUGCACUGUUGGGCAUUUAUCCCAGAGAGAUGAAAACUUAUGUUCACACACAAAAAAUGUCCAUGAAUGUUCAUAGCAGCUUUAUUCAUAAUAUUCAAAAACUGUAAACAACCAGAUGUCCUUUAAUGGGUGGCUGGUUAAACAUGUGAUACAUCCAUGCCCUGGAAUACUACUCAGCAAUAAAAAUAAUCUCUCAUACAAGCAACAACUUGGAUGAAUCUCCAGAGAAUUAUGCUGAGUGAAAAGUCAAUCCCACAGGGUUACAUACUGUACAAUUCAUUUAUACAACAUUUUUUUAUACAACAUUUUGAAAUGCAAAGUUCUAGAAAUGGAGAACAGAUGAGAGGUUGCUAAGGAGGAGUUUGGAGAAGAGAGGUGAGUAACCAGGAAGGAUCCUUACAAUGGAAACAUUCUGUGUCUUGACUGUAUCAAUGUCAAAAUCCUGGUUGUGGUAUGGAAUAGUUUUGCAAGAUAGUACCCUUGGGGGAAACUGGAUAAAAGGCAAACGAUCUCUUUGUAUUAUUUUCUACAACUCUAUGUGAAUCUACAAUUUCUGCAGUUAUCUUAGAAUUUGCAAUUAUCUCAGAGUAAAAAGUUUAAUACAAACAAAAUAUAAGACUUAGCAGACCUACUAAGGCAUUUAUGCUAUCUCAUUGGUCCUUAAUGAAAUGAAGAACUCAACUAUGUGCCAAAAUCUAGCAGAACAGACAUUAGUUUUCUUUAGUUAACCAUUAAUGUAUGCACUUGUGAAAGAGAAGAUUUGUUUUCUAAAUGUAUUCAAUUUAAUAUUGAAUCCAAAUUAAUAAGAAUUCAACAGAUUCAAAUAAGAUUUUAUGUGGGACACAUAGAAAGGGAGGCUGUCUUCAAAUUUCUGACAUAAGCAUGUUGAGUAAGCUGUAGGUACUGUAGGAAUCUGAGUCUGUAUAUACUGAUUCUCCCCUGAUUAUAGGAAAGAACUAUACUCCUAGUAACAUUCCUGGAAUAUUCCUAAAUGUUCUGGGAAAGAAGUCUUCUUUUGUUUCUGUGAACAGCUAUAUCCUGACCCCUAUGGUUUUAUUUAUAGUGACUGUACAUAUCCAUGAUGUUGACAUAGGAUAAUUCUGAUAUUACUUGUUUCAAUGUACCUUGUAUAUAUUAACUCAUUAUGAGAGUUAUUUUUUAGUUGAAAUGUAUUUCUGCAAUUUUUCCAGAAAGUCUGUAUUUCAUUUUUAAUGAUUUAUCCAUCAAAUAUGGUCCUGAAAAUAAAGCUUCUCUAGAAUAAUUUACCGAUGCACAUUUGAUUGCUGUAACAGCAAGUCAGUUAUUAGAAAAUUUGAAUUAUAAUGAAGCUAUGGUUUGUCUAUGCUAUGUAAUGCAUGUGGAGUGUGAAAUCUAUUUUCAACACUAGAUAUGUCUAUUUAACCAAAGACUAUUUCA